AUGUUUUCCCCUAGCAAAUUCAGAAAACAAGUUAACGAGAGUGAAUCGGUUUCAAAUUGUGAAUCUACAACUUCAAACUCUCGCAGAAUACUUGACCAACAUGCGGGUUUACCAAUUUCGUCAGCUUUUCGAACAGAAGCAAGUGAUAUUGGACACCAUUUUUCAACCAAAAUGUAUUUUAAAAUUCUGUCACCGAACAAUGUUUUUGCUUUAAUGGGUGAUAAUGAGUUUAAAACCAGCUUCAAGAUAUUCACAAUUUUCGAGCCAACAUCUACACCAAAUGGAAAGAUUCAAUCAUUGAUUACAAUCAGCUAUAAGAUCAAUAAUGUGCUAUUUAAAAUGGAAAAAGAAAUUUUUAUUGAAAAAGUAAACAUAUUUUCCUUGGAACUUCACAUAUUUAAUUUCCAGAGCACAAACAGUUCGACUGGAUUUGUAUUUACAGGAUUUAAAUCUAUAUAA
Caenorhabditis elegans is the source of this 459-nucleotide messenger RNA. RefSeq lists its product as uncharacterized. The transcript has 4 exons. Lineage: Eukaryota; Metazoa; Nematoda; Chromadorea; Rhabditida; Rhabditidae. Bases 1 to 459 code for a protein of 152 amino acids. The record is from RefSeq and is marked reviewed.